Molecule: messenger RNA, 2223 nt
Organism: Acanthosepion pharaonis
Lineage: Eukaryota; Metazoa; Mollusca; Cephalopoda; Sepiida; Sepiidae
Source: the annotation of a GenBank genome assembly
AUGUUUAAAGUUUUGCUAGUUUCUUUCAUUUAUUCAUCUAUUGAUUUGUCUAUUUCCCAUUCUUUCUUUCUUUCUUUCUUUCUUUCUUUCUUUCUUUUAUCAUUUCUUUCUUUCUUUUUUUCUUUCAUUUAUUCAUCUAUUGUAUCUAUUUUCCAUUCUUUCUUUCUUUUAAAUAAAGUGCAACCUAUCCGCGAGUAUAUACGCUAUCUAUCUACCGAAUUCUCUUCAUAUCUAUCUAUCUAUCUAUCUAUCUUGUUCAAUCUUUUCAUAUCUAUCUAUCGAAAUCUCUUCAUAUCUAUCUUGUUCAGUCUUUUCAUUUCUAUCUAUCUUUCUUGUUCAAUCUUUUCAUAUCUAUCUAUCUAUCUAUCUAUCUAUCUAUCUAUCUAUCUAUCUUGUUCAAUCUUUUCAUAUCUAUCUAUCUAUCUAUCUAUCUAUCUAUCAUAUCUAUCUAUCUAUUGUCAUUUCUUUCUUUCCAUUAUCUAUCUAUCUAUCUAUCUAUGGCCGUUUCUUUCUUUCCAUUAUCUAUCUAUCUAUCUAUCUAUCUAUCUAAUACCGUUUCUUUCUUUCCAUUAUCUAUCUAUAUAUCUAUCUAUAGCCGUUUCUUUCUAUCUAUCUAUCUACCUAUCUAUCUAUCGCCAUUUCUUUCUUUUCAUUAUCUAUCUAUCUCAAUGUUUUUACUCUCUUUCUAAUACCGUUUCUUUCUUUCGAUUAUCAAUCUAUAUAUCUAUAUAUCUAUGGCCGUUUUUUUCUUUCCAUUAUUUAUCUAUCUAUCUAUCUAUCUCCAUUUCUUUCUUUCCAUUUUCUAUCUAUCUAUCUAUUAUCUAUCUAUCUAUCUAUCUAUCUAUCUAUCUAUCUAUCGCCAUUUCUUUCUUUUCAUUAAGUAUCUAUCUAUCUAUCUAUCUAUCUAUCUAUGGCCAUACCUAUCAUAUUCUCUCUCUGGUCAUAUCUAUCUAUCUAUCUAUCUAUCUAUCUGCGCAAUUAUCACCGUUCGUAAGUGACAUGAAUUUAACUUCUUUUCUUUUCUCAUCGGCAGCAACUCGUUUCAAUUGCUUCCUGCAGGCAAUUAUCCGUGUAAUGGCCAAUCUAUUGUCCGUAUUCGCAUCAGCAGCUCGAGAUGCUAACCAAUCAGUAGCUAUCUAUCUAUCUAUCUAUCUAUCUAUCUAUGUCCGUUUCUUACUUUCCAUUAUCUAUCUAUCUAUCUAUCUAUUGCCAUUUCAUUCUUUCUAUCUAUCUAUCUAUCUAUCUUAUCCAUUAUCUAUCUAUCUAUCUAUAUAUUGCCAUUUCAUUUCAUUCUAUCUAUCUAUCUAUCUAUCUAUCUAUCUAUUUCCAUUUUUCUUUUAUCUAUUUCCAUUAUCUAUCUAUCUAUCUAUCUAUUUAUUUCAUUCUUUCUAUCUAUAUUAUCUAUCCCAUUUCAUUAUCUAUCUAUCUAUCUAUCUAUCCAUAUCAUCUAUCUAUCUAUCUAUCUAUCUCUUAUCUAUCUAUCUAUCUAUCUAUUCAUUUCAUUCUUUCUAUCUAUCUAUCUAUCUAUCUAUCUAUCUAUCUAUCUAUCUAUCUAUCUAUUUCCAUUUCAUUCUUUCUAUCUAUCUAUCUAUCUAUAGCCGUUUCUUACUUUUCAUUAUCUAUCUAUCUAUCUAUCUAUUUCCAUUUCAUUCUUUCUAUCUAUCUAUCUAUCUAUCUAUCUAUCUAUCUAUCUAUCUAUCUAUUUCCAUUUCAUUCUUUCUAUCUAUCUAUCUAUCUAUAGCCGUUUUUUUUUCUUUCCAUUAUCUAUCUAUUUCAUUUCAUAUCUAUCUAUUUCUUUCUAUCUAUUGGAUCUAUCUAUUUCUAUUUCCAUUUCAUUAUCUAUCUAUCUAUCUAUCUAUGGCCGUUUUUUAUUAUUAUCUAUUUUAUUUCCAUUUCAUUUUUCUAUCUAUCUAUCUAUUAUCUAUCUAUCUAUCUUCUAUUUCAUUCCAUUUUCUAUCUAUCUAUAGCCGUUUCUUUUCAUUAUCUAUUUCAUGGCCGUUUCUUUUAUCUAUUAUCUCUUUCUUUCCAUUAUCUAUCUAUCUAUCUAUCUAUCUAUCUAUCUAUCUAUCUAUCUCUGUUUUUCGAUUUCUUUUUAUGAUUCUAUUUCUAUUUAUCUAUCUAUCUCAAUGUUUUUACUUUCUGCUUUUCUAUCUAUCUAUCGAAUAUAACUCUGUAUCUAAAGCGUGGAUUAAUAAUUUUAGUCUAUUCUAUAAUAGCAAAUAA